Molecule: messenger RNA, 862 nt
Organism: Ectocarpus siliculosus
Lineage: Eukaryota; Phaeophyceae; Ectocarpales; Ectocarpaceae
Source: the annotation of a GenBank genome assembly
UCGCCGCCACCACCAACUACGGCGGACGGCGGCAGGACGGGCCUUGGCUGCCUCGGCGCCAACGUCUGCGCCCGCCGCGGGGGCGGCAACAGCGGCGGCGUCUGGGGCCUUUGCGGAGGAGCUGGGCGUGCUGGACGAGGAGCAGGCGGCCAUGAUGGCGGAGGAGUGCAUCCUGGUGGACAGGAACGACAGACCCACGGGCUCCGCUAGCAAGGUGGAAACACACCUCACCAGCAAAGGCUUGCUGCUGCACCGAGCUUUCUCCGUGUUCUUGUUCGACAAGAAGGGCAGGGUCUUGAUGCAGAGGAGGGCGGACUCGAAGCACACCUUCGCUGGGUACUGGACCAACACGUGCUGCAGUCACCCCCUUUGGAACGACGUCGAGAUGGGAACCGACAUGACCACGCCGAGGGGGGAGAAGAGCGCCAGCGAGGGCGACGCCGCCAUCGCGGGGGCCACGCGGGCGGCGGUGCGAAAGCUGGGACAGGAGCUGGGCAUCCCAGCCGCGCAGCUCCCGUUGGAAGACUUUUCCUUCCUCACCAAGGUGCACUACAUCGCGAACUCUGGGUCGACCUGGGGGGAGCACGAGAUCGACUACGUGUACUUGAUACAGGCGGACGUCGAUCUGGAACCGAACCCCAAUGAGGUGUCGGACGCUGAGUUCCUAGACAAGGACGGGCUGCGGUCGCUCCUGGCGAGGGCCGAGCGGGGAGAGGUGGAGUUCACCCCGUGGUCGGCGUACAUCAUCGACAAGUUCGUCUUCGGUUGGUGGGACCACGUGGGGGACAAGGAGAAGCUGGCCUCGCUGCGAGAUAGCGUCAUCCACCGAGUCGGCUCGUGUGCGGACGAGGAGGAGGAGUAA